UUUCCAGUGGGUUGGUCUGCAUUCUGUUUUGUUUCGUUUUCUGGUGUGCUGUUUCAUCAUUGUGCUGCGUGCGUUGGUGCUUGAAGCAAGCAAGAAAGUUGUCAUCCAUUCUGCUAUCCACUCCGCUCCACUCACUCCCAUCUAUCCGUCAUACCCACCAAGAGGGUAUGCACGAUGAUCCUGCCUCGUGAUGGAUAUCCUCGUCAAGACUCAUCAUCGUCCGUGGAGUCUCCCUCGUCCGGUCGGGAUCAGAUAAUUAUUGGCGUGGUGUUUGGAGGAGUAGCAGUGAUCAUGAUCAUAAGCGCCAUCCUCCUCAUCCGAUGCAAGAAGCGAAGCAAUGAACGCCGUCAUCGCCGUCAGCAGCAACGCCUGCUCGCCCAUCAUUUGUCUCAAUCCACCACUGGGUACUAUCAGUAUCAUCCUGACUUGGAAGGAAGCAAGCCUCAGACUCCCGAGUACCCACUUGAGAUCACCUCCACAACACAGCAGGAACCUUCAUCAUGUCUUGAACAACAGCAACAUCAUCCUCAGCAGAGGGUCAUUGAGGAUCCCCCGCCGGCGUAUCAGCCCCUCCCUGUGUAUGACCCCUCUCGGUACCACGGGGUUGAUGGCAUGGUCGGCAUCGCGGUGCCAUAUCCUGGGGUCACAGCUAGUAUGUAUCGGAUUUCAGGAUUGGGAAUAGAGCCUCAAAGAAGAGUGCCAGAUCGAGACUCGAAUGCCUUUAGCUUUGCGGUCGAGGAGAGGCUGGAUGUGCCGGUCAACAGGCCAGGUGGUGAGGCGGAGGAAGGCCAGUCGGUUCAACGACCUAGACCGGUGCUGUCACGCUUGGUGACGAAUUUUGGUGACCACUACACUGGCCCUCGCGCGCCGUCUCCAUCACGGCGCGUAGAUAAGCUCGACGGGUGGUUCGGGCCCAACCGCGACGAUCAACCGGUGAUUGUCGCUGCUGCUUCCCCUCUUCUCCUCCUCCAGACCCUGGUUCCCAUCGAAGCUUCUGCGCCAAUCAAUUUUCCGACCUCCAACCCCCCGGUUAGCAAUGCUACGUCGGAGUUUGGUGCGUGGCAUUCCUCAUCACGCUCCCUCCCUCACAUCGACAGGGAUCUCGCCCAUUUUGUAGCCGCUGAGAGGUCCAUUCAUCUCCCAGAACAAGGAUUGCCUUGUCCGCUGGAUGGACCACGCCAAGGGAGGACUAUCAACUACUGCUGUGGUUGGAUGUCGCCAACUUCCCGGAGUCUGUUAGCAGCCCCCUCCGGUAGGCUGGCUGCAGGUUGCCUGCAAGUUGACUGCGCCGCUCAGCUAUUCUCCCGACUGCUCUCCCCUCUUUUACCAUCUCCAGGCACGCGGACCGGUUCUGCUCCCUGCUCCAGAGGCUCUCCCAUGACCAGUCACUGCGUCGGAAUCGUCAUCCCGCUCACAAAACAAAGGGCGAUCCCCCUCCGGUUGACUGAGACUUCUCCCACUGGCCGCGUACGCCCGACGGGCCUCCCCACCCAGGGCGACAAAAUGUCCGCUGUGAUGGAGGGUGAACCAUUCUGUCGGGUUCAGGUAGUGUCUGCUCGCCUUUCACCGUCCGUCCCGUUCGCUGGGCUUCGAUGUUCAUCCCUCUUCGCACUGAGGAUCGUUCCCUGA
Aspergillus eucalypticola CBS 122712 is the source of this 1629-nucleotide messenger RNA. RefSeq lists its product as uncharacterized. NCBI's taxonomy places the organism in Eukaryota, Fungi, Ascomycota, Eurotiomycetes, Eurotiales, Aspergillaceae. The coding region runs from base 175 to 1629 and encodes 484 amino acids. The transcript has 5 exons. The record is from RefSeq and is a predicted model, not a curated record.